This is a messenger RNA of Haemonchus placei, 1449 nucleotides long. The record is from the annotation of a GenBank genome assembly. Lineage: Eukaryota; Metazoa; Nematoda; Chromadorea; Rhabditida; Trichostrongylidae.
CCAAUGAGUGACAUGGAAAGGGCCGAUAAUGCUACGUCUGUGGUGAAAGUAGAGGAAAAGAAAAUGAUGGUAACGUGCAAGUCUAAGACGUUUUCAGCGUUUGAUAAGGUUUACGGGCCUUCAACAACGCAAGAACGGAUUUACGCGGAAAUGGUUUCGCCCCAAGUGGAUCGUGUUCUAGCUGGGUAUAACUGCACGUUAUUUGCUUAUGGCCAAACUGGAACAGGAAAAACGUACACAAUGGAGGGUGGAAGAGGCGAACGCUCUUCUUAUAAGGACGAUCCGACUACUGGCAUAAUCCCGCGAGCUGUGGAGCAUAUAUUUGAGGAGCUCGAGAAAUCACACGUCUGCGAUACCCUUUCCAUACACCCAAUACAGCGUCCGAAUCAGUUAUCUGGAAUUAAUUUUCGACGACCCGUCAAAAAAGGUAUUCCAAUUAAUUGUUGUGAGCUCCCAGUAAAAAAUCGUUCCGAGGUUUACGCCCUUUUGAAGAGAGGAGCCGAGAAACGAACAACAGCUGCAACACUCAUGAACAUGAAUUCCAGUCGAUCCCACUCGAUAUUCAUUGUCAGCGUUGUAAUUCGGGAGAACACCCCAAAUGGCGAAGAACUAGUGAAACAGGGUAAACUGAACUUAGUCGACCUUGCCGGCUCUGAGCACAUCGGACGAUCUGGCGCGGAAGGCAAACGAGCCAAGGAAGCAGGAAAUAUAAAUCAAUCGUUGCUCACAUUGGGUCGUGUUAUCACGGCUCUUACUACAUCGGCUCCCCAUGUUCCCUAUAGAGAGUCGAAACUUACUCGUCUUCUGCAAGACAGUUUGGGAGGUUCAACAAUAACAUCGAUCAUAGCUACCCUUUCACCGGCAUCAUCUAACUACGAGGAAAGCAUAUCGACAUUGGAGUACGCAGCAAGGGCGAAAUCUAUCAGAAAUCACCCAGAGUGCAAUCAAAAGUUAUCGAGAAAGGCUCUUCUCAAGGAGUACAACGAGGAGAUCGAAAAGCUUCGUAGAGAUCUCCGUACAGCACGGGAGAAGAAUGGAAUAUUCCUUAGUCAAGAGAGUUACAUUGCAGAGAAGACCGAGCAAUUGCAGGAGUUGGAGGGCCAAUUGGAUGCCGCCAUAGGGAAACUGCAGAAGUUCAUUGAAGACCAGGAAAUGAUGGAUGAGCAAUAUCGUGAGCUGUAUCACCGAAAUAAAAGGCUUGAGGCCAAAUUACGACAACGUGUUGAGGAACUGGACGACACGAAGAAGGUUUGCCAUAAAAAGCCCACAAUUUUCCAGGCACGAAUUACGGUCUUUGAUCAGCAGCUUGAUCUGGAAGAUUGGUGGGCGAAGGAGGAAAAUUUGUCGCAGCUGAUUGCUCAAAACAAGCAAGUUGUCGUAGCAGCGCGUUCCAAGGUACAGACUUGGCUUUUGUUUUUCGAUUUCUCAAUGAUCACCACAGUGUUUUAG